Messenger RNA from Neohortaea acidophila, 1215 nucleotides. RefSeq lists its product as uncharacterized. The record is from RefSeq and is a predicted model, not a curated record. Lineage: Eukaryota; Fungi; Ascomycota; Dothideomycetes; Mycosphaerellales; Teratosphaeriaceae. Gene Ontology annotation, molecular function: oxidoreductase activity. Bases 274 to 1062 code for a protein of 262 amino acids. The transcript has 4 exons.
CUUUGAGAAUAGUGUGUGAUCUGUCCCUUCUUCAAUCUGCUCUUUUGCAUGAAAGAUUUCGAGCGGUGUCUGCGUAGUCCCACGCGGAAAGCGAUGUGGCACCGGCCGCCGUGAUGUCAUGACGAUAUUUGCGUAACUCCGCUGCUAAAUCCGCCGUCCUUGCACAACGAGAAACGAUCCCAAACAUAAAAGAGGACCUCCAACUCAUCCCAUUGACAAGUGAAAACACACCCAUCUCACACCAUCGAAGAUACCUACCAUUCCUCUAAAGCUAUGGCCGACCAAGUCAAGUACACGCAAAAGCUGAAGGGCAAGAAGGUGUUGGUGAUUGGCGGAUCAUCAGGCAUCGGCUUCAGCGUAGCAGAAGCACUGGUGGAGAAUGGCGUGACUGUGAUCGUCUCAUCGUCCAAUCCUUCUCGCGUCGAGCAGACCGUUGCCAAACUCCAAAAGGCGUAUCCAUCGUCUGCAUCCCGUGUGUCAGGGCACGCAUGCAACCUCGGCGACGAGGAGAAGCUCGAGGCGAAUAUCGUGGAGCUGUUGGAGAAGACGGGCAAGUGCGAUCACAUUGUUCAUACGGCGGGAGAUUCGUUGGCGCAGAUGCCUUUGGCGGAGAUCGACCUCUCUAAGAUCAAGCAGGCAGGCAUGGUGCGCUUCUUCUCCACCCUGCUACUGGGCAAGCACGCGCCCAAGUACCUCACCGGCGGGCGCGAGUCCAGCAUCAUCCUGACGACCGGCGGCGUAAGUGAACGCCCCAUCCCGGACUGGGUGGUGGUGAACGGGUACGCCACCGGGCUGCACGGAGUGUGCAGGGGCCUAGCACUGGAUCUGAAGCCCAUCCGCGUCAACCUUGUGUCGCCUGGCGCGGUGAAUACGGAGUUGUGGGCGAAUGCGGGCAUGUCGGCGGAGCAGGCGAAGGGCAUGUUUCAGGCAUUUGAAAGCAAGAUGCCAACGGGCAAGGUUCCCGGGCCGGAAGAUCUGGCGGAGGCGUAUCUGUAUUUGAUGAAGGAUAACAAUAUCACGGGGACGGUAAUUUCGAGCAACGGUGGGCAUUAUUUGGUCUAGUUGGAGGUGAUUCGACUUUCUUUCGAGAUAUAGCAUGGCAAGGCUGUGUAUACGGGAUGGAUGCAACGUCUCACUGUAGCUACUCCAAGUUGGAAUUGAGUAUGCUGAAGUUAUCUUCAUAAAUGUACAGAUUGAUUGACAUACAUCUGAUUG